Cylicocyclus nassatus is the source of this 726-nucleotide messenger RNA. Lineage: Eukaryota; Metazoa; Nematoda; Chromadorea; Rhabditida; Strongylidae. The record is from the annotation of a GenBank genome assembly.
AUGCUUAUCGAAUGCUUAUCAAUCGCGAUUGAAAGUGAGGAGAGGACUGAUGAGAGGUGUUAUUUGACAAAAGAUCACAAAUAUUCGGUCAUCACGAUAGUUUCUUAUGGUCGCAUCACGAUAGCACACAAAAUCGCUUGCCGUAACGAUGUGGCAUGGAUGUUCGAGCAAUGGGACGGAGAUAAUAAUGGACAUCUGACAAAGGAAGAACUGAUGCCACUCGAGGGUAACGGUCGUGAAGCGUGUGUGGCUCAAUUCAUCGAUAUGUGCGAUGACAUGAUAAUCGACGGCAAGAUUUCCGUCGACGAAUGGUGCGAUUGUUUCUCGUUUGCUGAUGAUAUACGUCAUGAGCCUCCUUGCCACAAGGAGAAACACUCAGUGGAUCCUCACAUGGCUGGCGCAUUCCUCCCCCGUUGCGACCUCGAGGGUUUCUAUCGCCCCGAGCAAUGUCAUAAGGGCUACUGCUGGUGUGUAGAUAGAUAUGGUCGUGAAUUCGAUCAGUCUCGUACACAAGGAGAACUCCCAGACUGCGGACAAUACUCCAAUGAGCUUGACGAAGACGACAAGAUGGACCUACAGCAUCGUCUAUAAUUCGCUACUUUCUUAGCAUAAACCGGACGUUUGUAAAUGACGAUCUGCCAGCUAUAAGUUGCUUAAGCACACUGCCCCUAUAUAGAUCUUGGAAUUUGUAUUUCGCGAUGAUAAUAAAGAAUUUUUUCAUAAAAA